CCUAAUACAUAUUUAAGCAGUGUUCGAGCAAUGAACGACAACGCACAACUUUAUUCCCGCGUCGGCCAGUUGCAAAAACUAGGCAUCAUUGAAACUUUCGAAAAAUACAUCAAACUCAUAAAGUUCAAAAAUAACAUAAAAGUGUUAGACGUUGGAUGUGGCGAUGGUGGUCUCACUUCAGAGAUUCUUGUGCCAAAACUGCCACAAGAUUUUCAGGAAAUUAUCGGAGUGGAUAUUUCCGAAAAAAUGGUGACUUAUGCCAAGGAAAAGUUUCAAGCUAAUCCAAAAUUCGAUUUUUUUCAAUUUGAUAUUACCUCUGAAACAAUUCCUGAGAAAUUUUAUGAAUAUUUCGAUAAUGUUUUUUCGUUUUAUUGCUUUAAUUGGAUUCCCGAAAGCAAACAUCCUCAAGCUUUACAAAAUGUACACAAAAUGCUAAAACCCGGCGGUUACAUUUUUAUAGUGAUUAUUUCAAACAGUCAAGUUUUUGAUGUUUACGAAAAUAUGUCUCACACUGAAAAGUGGUCCCCGUAUGUAAAAAAUGUGAGGAAUACAGCAUCGCUGUAUCAUUUCAUCGACAAUCCGCAAAUGAAGCUGAAAAACUUCCUGAAAAGUGCAGGAUUUGAUUGCCAUUUAUGUACUCUAGAAGAGAAGUGUUACACAUUUGCGAAUUUAACGCACUUUUGGAAAUGGGCUGUUUCAAUUAACCCUUAUUUUAAAAAAAUUCCUGAAAGUAAAUUGAAAAUGUAUCAAGAAGACUACUUGAAUGAAUUUAAAAACCACAAAAAUGUUUUCAUCGAAGUCUCCAAUGAUGAAGAAAAGAUUCGAAAACCAUACACCACUCUUGUGGCUUGUGCCUCAAAGCUAGAGAAAGCAUAAAAAGUGUUUUCUUCAUUUUGUGUAAUAUUGUAGUGUUGAAAUCGUUUUCAAAGUAUCUGGAGCUAUAUUGAUAAUGUAUCAGUUUCAUUUGAAAUCUGACCUUCACACAAAAACUCAAUAAUCCAUAAAUGCAUAAUCAUAUUUGUAAUUUUAAUCGAUUUAGCCUUAUUUUUUUUAAAUUAAUUAAUAUAAUCAUACUCUGUUAUAUAGGGUGCUCAAAAGUGAGGCAUCAACUCAAUGAAAAAUGGUAGAAAUACAGGCUGUCCCAACGGUUUGAAAAAGCUCUAUAACUUGUUUAUUUUAAAGAGAUAUUGACAUUUUCUUUUUUUUUUUAGAUUAUAGUUGCGUUUCUGCUGCACAUUUUAAAAAUAUUGCGG
Messenger RNA from Tribolium madens (black flour beetle), 1253 nucleotides. RefSeq names its product juvenile hormone acid O-methyltransferase-like. The record is from RefSeq and is a predicted model, not a curated record. NCBI's taxonomy places the organism in Eukaryota, Metazoa, Arthropoda, Insecta, Coleoptera, Tenebrionidae. Bases 31 to 876 code for a protein of 281 amino acids. The transcript is spliced from 3 exons.